This is a messenger RNA of Sebastes umbrosus (honeycomb rockfish), 1402 nucleotides long. RefSeq lists its product as uncharacterized. The coding region runs from base 152 to 1189 and encodes 345 amino acids. NCBI's taxonomy places the organism in Eukaryota, Metazoa, Chordata, Actinopteri, Perciformes, Sebastidae. The transcript has 3 exons. The record is from RefSeq and is a predicted model, not a curated record. Gene Ontology annotation, molecular function: GTP binding.
CCCUCCUACAACAGAUGGAGCCGUGUUCAUAGUUCACCUCUGCUGAAGUCAGUCAAGCUGCGACAGCAGGCCGAGCAGAGCACAGGCAGGAACUAGGAAGUGCGAUCAUCCCUGAUUCAACACUAAAUACGGCGGUGAAAAGGAGCAGAACAUGUCAACAUCUGCUGCUGCACAGUCAGAGCUGAGGCUGGUGGUGCUGGGCCGGACGGGGGCAGGAAAGGGAUCAGCAGUCAGCACCAUCCUGGGUCUGCAUGACUCUCAACAGGGCACAGAUGCUGCUGCUGUCACCCAGGAGUGCAGCAAACACAGAGGAGAGGCUGCAGGCAGACAGGUGGUGGUCGUCUCCAGUCCAGCCUGGUUCGGCUCAGGCUGCGACCCAGAGGAAAGGCAAAGACACAUAUCCUCCUUCAUCGCCUUAUCCAGCCCUGGACCACAUGCCUUCCUCCUGUGUGUCCCUGUGAACCAGCCAGAAGAUGGAGAGGCCAAGGCGCUGGAUGUCCUGAAGGAGCUGUUUGGCCCCUCUGCUGUCAGCACAAACACCAUCGUACUCUUCACCCACACCGAGGAGCUGGAGGAGGACGAGAAGCUGGAGGAAUACCUUGUCACAUGGCGCAAGGACCUCCUGGAGCUGGUGGAAAGAUGUGGUGACCGCUACCACACCCUGGAGACCCUCAGGGGAGAACCAGAGGAGGGGAAAGCUGUCGAGGAGCUGCUGGAGAAGGUUGAGCAGGCUUUGAGAGAGAGCGGGAGACAACACGUUAGCGGUCAUCUGUACCAGGAGGCGGAGGAAAGAGUGAGAGAGAGGCAGGUAGAGAUCUUGAGACAGAGAAGAGGAGAGGACCAGGCGUCUCCCACGGACUCACAACCAGAGGAAAAUGUCACAGAAGAAGAAAUGGAGGCAGUCCGUGCAGAGGCAGAGAGGAGUGUAGGUGACCUGAAUGUGGAUGUCGAUAGUAUUUUCCCCUCUACCGGUGUCUCACCUUCUUCUGCUGCUCCCUCUUUUCUCUGGGGCUUGUGGGAGAAGCUGACAGGCUGGAUGAGUUGGCUGCCCAGAGUGGUGAGAAGGGAGGCCCUGUUUGGAGCACUGGUCGGCCUGUUUGUGGGAGGGCCGUUUGGAAGUGUGAUGGGGGCCACCGUGGGCUCAGUGGCUACUGAGGUGGGGAGAAGAAAGACACAGAAAACUAAAUGAGAGGUAAUCUCAUAUUAAUGUAUUAUGCAUUAAGUUGCACCUUAAAGUCACUUCACUGUGUUCAGCACACCAUUGUAUUAUUGAUAUAUUGGUUUACCUGCGAGCACCUGUCAAAAUAGUAUUUAUGCUUGACCACUGAGUAUGACUGAGCACCAGUACUCCUGUUUUCUAUUUCAGAACGGGUACUACUCUCUAAUAAAGAAUACCAUAUUA